Molecule: messenger RNA, 1833 nt
Organism: Stylonychia lemnae
Lineage: Eukaryota; Ciliophora; Spirotrichea; Sporadotrichida; Oxytrichidae
Source: the annotation of a GenBank genome assembly
AUGUUCAAGAAAUAAGUAAAAAUACAGAAUUCACAUUCAGUGGCAAAUAAGGAUAAAAAGAAGCUCAAAGAAUAGCUUGUCGCAUUAAGGUAUGAUGUAAAAGCAGCUGAAAUUUUCCUUGAUGAUAAAAACUAUGAUAACAAUGAAUUGAUGAUGGAUAAAAUACAGGCAUCAAAAGCAGUGAUAUAUUAAAGGAAUAAGGUGCCACUGAUGUUCACUCCUGAUUCAAAGCUAGGUUAUUACUUUCCAACUAUCUACCUUUUAUUUCAGCUCUAAGAAAUUGGUUUAAUGAAGUGUUACCUCAAAGCAGGAGUAGAGCAGUAUAUAUUUAAUGGGGCUGAUUUAAUGUGGCCAGGUAUAAAAGCAUUUGAUUAGGAAUCAUUCAAAGUAAACUAGCUUGUGGUGGUCUAUGCUAAAAAUUAGUAAUAAAUAGGUGUUGAAAACAUGGAAUACUUCCCUAUAGCAGUUGGUAAAAUACUUGCGAACCAGAUUCCUGAUAAUCUUAAAGGAAAAGCAAUUCAGGUAGAGCAUUAUCUAUAUGAUGAAUUGUGGGAGAUGGGGCCCAAAAAGAUUCCUGAUGAAAUUAAAAUUGAUAAAGCUGCAGGCUUACCUGAUGGGAGUUAGGAGGAAGAAACUAAAUAAGAAGAGGCUAAGUAAUCUGAUACUAUUUAGAACUCAGAGAGUAAUUUGUAAGAAGAAUCUAAAGGAGAUGUUACUGAAGAUAACUAGACAAAAUAGGAUUAGGAGGAGAAUAAGGGAGAAACACCAAUUUAGGGAGAUGAAGAAGAAGGACUAUUAGGAUCUAUACCAACAGAAGAGAUGGAGCCUAGAAUAAUAGAAGCCUUUUUUAGGUCAAUAGUUGAGGGAAUCUAGGACGCAGAUAUCCCAAUGGAACCUUCAGAUCUUACCAAAGAUCAUAUGAAUCUUUUUUCUGAUAUCAACUAUAAACUUGACUUCAAGCAGACUUCUUGGAAGAGGAUAGGAAAAUUCUUAGAAGUCAUGCACAAAAGAGGAAUCAUAGAUUACAGUGAACCCAAAGGAGUGAAUCAUAAAAUCAUUACUAAGAUUCAUAGGCUUAAUGAAGAACUGAAGAGUUAUGUUCCAAGGUUUUCCUUGAGAAAAAGUAAAAAGCCGACAGUUCAAAAUCAAAAUCAAGACUCAUAGAUGAAUCAAUAAAGAGUUGAGAUAAAUGAGGUGUAUUAGUUCUCUAAACACUUUAAUGCUGUUGUUAUGAAUGUUAAAGAAAUGGAUUAAACCUAAAAGUACUUCACAUUGAAAGAUGCUAGAGAUCUAAUUAGUCAGUAUAUAAAAGAGAAUGAUCUUGAGGCUAAUGCGAAGAAAGGAUGUAUAAAGCUAGAUCCAAUUCUUGCUUAGAUAAUCUAAAAUAAGAGGUCUAUUGAUUCUGAUAGCUAAAUUAAAAAAGAUGAGAUUUUCAAGUGCAUUCAGGAUCAUUUGAUUGAAUGCUAUUCAGUGACAUUAUGCGAUAAUAAUGAAAUAACUAUAAGAGAUAGAGUGAAAUAUCAUAAAGGUAAAAUUCCUCAGGUCAAAGUUCAUGCCAGAAGAGUACAUAAUAAAAAACAAACGUUAAUUACUGGAUUGGAACUCUAUCAAAUCGAUUACGAGGAACUUUGCACUUAUCUAUAAAACAAACUAGCAUGUUCAGUUACACACCAGGACCUUGAACAGACUUCAAAGAAUCCUAAUUAAGGAGUUUAUAUUCAAGGGAAUCACUUAGAUUUGGUAAGUAGCGAAAUUCUUCCAAAGAGGUAUGGAGUCCCUGCAAAGUAUAUUACAAAAAUAAACGAUUUAGGUCAGAAAAAGGGUAAAAAGUGA